AUGUCGCAACGUGAAUAUCACAUCGUUGUCCUGGGCUCAGGUGGAGUUGGGAAGAGCUGUUUGACCGCACAGUUUGUCCAAAAUGUUUGGAUAGAGAGCUACGACCCAACCAUCGAGGACUCGUACCGCAAGGCCAUCAUGGUAGAUGGCCGGCAAGUCAUCUUGGAAAUUUUGGACACUGCUGGAACAGAACAAUUCAGUGAAGAACUCUACAUGAAAACGGGCCAGGGCUUCCUCCUAGUCUUCAGCAUCACCUCCAUGACGUCGCUCCACGAACUCGCCGAAUUACGAGACCAGAUAAUACGCAUAAAAGACGACAUGAGGGUACCGAUCGUGCUCGUGGGCAACAAGUCCGACCUCGAAGAAGACCGCGCCGUGUCGAGGGCGCGCGCGUUCGCCGUGUCACAGAGCUGGGGAGGGUGUCCAUACUACGAGACGAGCGCGAGGCGGCGCGCGAAUGUUGAUGAAGUCUUUACGGAUCUCUGCAGGCAGAUUAUCCUGAAGGAUAUGAAAGACGCGCAAGUGCGAGACUACGACCACAGAGACCGACGCCGAAAUCAAGGAGGCCGAGAUUCAGGCGGAAGAAGCAGCGGGAGACGAACUAGAGACCGUAACUCCAGAGGAGGGAAGAAGAGCGAUAGAUCCUGUACGAUUCUAUAG
Messenger RNA from Mytilinidion resinicola, 660 nucleotides. RefSeq names its product putative ras small monomeric GTPase. Gene Ontology annotation, molecular function: GDP binding; GTP binding; GTPase activity. NCBI's taxonomy places the organism in Eukaryota, Fungi, Ascomycota, Dothideomycetes, Mytilinidiales, Mytilinidiaceae. Gene Ontology annotation, cellular component: plasma membrane. The coding region runs from base 1 to 660 and encodes 219 amino acids. The record is from RefSeq and is a predicted model, not a curated record. Gene Ontology annotation, biological process: signal transduction. The transcript has 5 exons.